Triplophysa rosa is the source of this 1060-nucleotide messenger RNA. RefSeq names its product deltex E3 ubiquitin ligase 3L a (gene dtx3la). Gene Ontology annotation, biological process: Notch signaling pathway; protein ubiquitination. NCBI's taxonomy places the organism in Eukaryota, Metazoa, Chordata, Actinopteri, Cypriniformes, Nemacheilidae. The transcript is spliced from 5 exons. The record is from RefSeq and is a predicted model, not a curated record. Bases 260 to 781 code for a protein of 173 amino acids.
CUCCACCCAUUCUCUCUCAGCUGUCUAAACCAGAACAGGUUUAACUGCACUUGUCUUCACUUCCUUAUUUAUGCGCGAAUGUUUUUGUUUAUAAACCUUUAUCCGUGACAGAAACGAAUGUUAAAAAUCUGUAGAAGCCGGUGUGUAGAUAAGCACUCCACCUACAGUCCAAGAGAGAAGCAAGUGUCUGAGAUAAACAGCAACCAAUUUCUGUCAAUGAUCUGUGGACCUGUGAAUUCAUCACUUCUUUGACUGGAUCAUGGGGUCUUCACAGAGCAAAGAUAAGAUGCACUGCACCAGGUACCUGAAUGGCAAAGGCCCACCAGCGCUGACAGAGAUCCAAUCUAACGGAACAAACAAUAACAAAAAAGGCACUCUGAUAAUGCAAGGAAACCAGCCCGAAGGCCAGAUGACUUGGACCCUUGAAAGACGAAGCUUACCGGGACAUUCUGACUGUGACACCAUUCAAAUCGCCUUUCAUUUUGAAGCUGGCAUUCAGUCGGACAGACAUCCACAUCCUGGACACAGAUACAAGGGUCUGGACUCUGUGGCGUACCUGCCCAACAACAACACAGGGGUGAAGAUUCUGCGACUACUGGAGGUGGCUUUCCAACACAAGAUGAUGUUUGCUGUGGUGGCCGACGGCAGAGGUGAAUACUGUGUGACACCUGCAGAUAUACCCCUAAAACCCAUGGACCGUGGACCUGAGAGCUUGGGCUAUCCGGAUCCAAACUACCUUAAAACAGUGACGAAAGUUCUUAAGCAGAAGGGGAUCAAAUGAAACAAGAUGAGCUACUUUUACUGUGGAUUACUAACCUCACCAUGACCAGAAUAUGAAGGCGCAUUGUUUAAUACUUAUGAACAAGGUCACUGAGUUUGCCAGUUCAGAAGAGAUCUUUUCUGUGAGAAUCUGUUGCUGUCUGUUUGUUAGGUGAUAAUAUAUUCUAUUUAAAACACAAGCCUUCUUACAGGAAGUAGGAUGGUGUUCUGUAUAAUUCUAGCCACUGUUUGUUUACUCCUUGUGGUUGUAAAGUUUUACAAUUAUUUUAAAUUAAAUAAU